AUGCCGAUUGCUGGAACCGCUAACACAAAUAUAGAUUUAAUAUUAUGUCAAAGAAAAGCUUAUGAGCGCCAUCGAAAACGAGUUAAGUCAGCAACUUCGACUAUUGAUAUGAGUCCUCCUAAGCUUAUACCGCACGUUCUAAAUGAUGCUAAGAAAUUACAAUUACAAAAAGAAAGACAAGCACAAAUCGUGAAGGAUAAUUUCAUUCUUUUGAAACAUCUUCAGAGCAUAAUGAGUGGUAGUAAGAAGAAAAAAGGGUUCAGUCUCACUGAAAAGAAAUCAGAGUGUAUUCGAUUUUAUUAG
This is a messenger RNA of Cotesia congregata, 303 nucleotides long. NCBI's taxonomy places the organism in Eukaryota, Metazoa, Arthropoda, Insecta, Hymenoptera, Braconidae. The record is from the annotation of a GenBank genome assembly.